Salmo salar (Atlantic salmon) is the source of this 2131-nucleotide messenger RNA. RefSeq lists its product as uncharacterized. Gene Ontology annotation, cellular component: nucleus. The record is from RefSeq and is a predicted model, not a curated record. Gene Ontology annotation, biological process: regulation of transcription by RNA polymerase II; embryo development. Lineage: Eukaryota; Metazoa; Chordata; Actinopteri; Salmoniformes; Salmonidae. Gene Ontology annotation, molecular function: RNA polymerase II transcription regulatory region sequence-specific DNA binding; DNA-binding transcription factor activity, RNA polymerase II-specific.
GCCUGUUUCAGGCAAUGCUGCCAGUGUGACGUAUAAUCUAAUGGACGGGACGCCUCAACAACAACAGCGAGUUGUCCACCUCGGUAGCUUUUAGCCAACAUAGCCGAAAACAUUCAAGCUCUUUAUAAGCUUUCGGUGUUAUAAACACACGUGUCGUAUCUACUAACUAGUUACCCAAUUGAAUUGAAUAUUUACGUUGUUGUUCGUCAGCUAGCUGGCUGGGUAAAUUAGCAGUAGUGCUAGUCUAGUCACUAACGCUACCUAGCGAUCUAGCUAACAUCCCGACCAUGAGCUCACUAAACGACUCCCCCACUUCUAAAGAGGGGAUCUGCUGGACGGAGAAAGAAACUCUGGGGCUGAACAUUGUCGUGAAAGAGGAGAAGGAAGAGGAGGAUGUCACAGUAAAAAAAGAAGCAGCGAUUGAGGCUGUUACAGUGAAAGAAGAAGAGAAAGAAGUUAAAUUGACAGAAGAUGAAGAAGCGUUCAGAGUGAAAGCGGAGGAUGUUACAGUAAAAGAAGAGGAGGAAAAGAAAGAGGUGGAUGCAGUAUUUGGAUUGGGGGAGAUGACUGUCAUAGUGAAAGAAGAGGAAGACAUUUUUGGAAUGAAGGAAGUGGGGGAGAUUACUGUCACAUUGGAAGAAGAAGAAGAGGAGGAGACAGGAGAUCUGAUUAACAACAGAGAGAGACCAGACUCUCACUCUGACAGAUGGAAGAAGAGUCCUUCAGGAGAACCAGACCCAGAGAUGCCCAAACCAGUGAGACGACACCACUGCUCCCAGUGUAAUUUGAGUUUUAAGUGGUUAUGGAAGCUGAAACAGCAUGAUAGGAAACACAUAGGGGAGAAGCCACACCACUGCUCCCAGUGUGGAAAGCGUUUUACCCUGUUAGGGAACCUGAAAAAGCAUAAAGGAAUACACACAGGAGAAAAGCCUUUCCAAUGUUCCCAGUGUGGAAAGAGAUUUUCACGAUCACAGCACCUAAAAUCACAUGAGAGGACACACACAGGUGAUAAACCACACCACUGCUCCCAGUGUGGAAAGAGAUUUACCCAGUUAGGGAGCCUGAAAAAGCAUAAAGGAAUACACACAGGAGAAAAACCUUUCCAAUGUUCCCAGUGUGGAAAGAGAUUUUCAGGAUUGCAGCACCUAAAAUCACACGAGAGGACACACACAGGGGAGAAGCCACACCAUUGUGCCCUGUGUGGAAAGGAUUUUACUCAGUUAGGGAACCUAAAAAAACAUCAGAUGAAACACACAGGAGAAAAGCCUUUCCAAUGUUCCCAGUGUGGGAAAAGAUUUUCACGAUCACAGGAACUAAAAUCACAUGAGAUGACACACACAGGGGAGAAACCACACCACUGCUCCCAUUGUGGGAAAAGUUUUACCCAGUUAGGGAGCCUGAACAAACAUAAGAGAAUACACUCAGGAGAAAAGCCUUACCACUGCUCCCAGUGUGGAAAGAGUUUUACCCAGUUAGGGAACCUGAACAACCAUAAUAUAAUACACACAGAAGAAAAGCCGUUCCAAUGUUCCCACUGUGGAAAGAGAUUUUCACGAUCACAGGACCUAAAAUCACAUGAAAGGACACACACGGGGGAGAAACCACACCACUGCUCACAUUGUGGAAAGAGUUUUACCCAGUUAGGAAGCCUGAACAAACAUAAGAAGAGAUUACACUCUGGAGAGAAAUCUUAACACACUUUCCUGGACAGAGGACCUGAGAUCACAUGACAGAAUAGAGAGGCUGUGUUCUGACGUCUGUUUUUUUAUUAAAUGUUGAUAUGAAAAAUAUGAUUUGGAUAUUUUAAAAUUACAGUUAUUAUUUAGAUUAGUAGAAUGUGCAUUUCUUGAUUUUAGCCUAGAAAUGUGAUGAAUUUAGUCAAAAGCAUUUCAUUAAAGCAACAUAUCUUUUAAUAUAAAUCUGAAUAUAAAUAUAAUGUGGAACAGCACUAGUGGACAUUCAUUAUAUACAUCUGUGUAUUGUUACAUGUAGACCUAGAUGACCUAGAUGCUUAUUUUGAAAUAUUUUGAUAUUAUCCGUUUUAUUUUACUGAAUGAAUCAGAAAUUGCCUAAAUACAGAUAUGUAAAGUUUGUUUUCAAUUCUCACUCAUAAAAAUGUUUCACUAAUCAA